This is a messenger RNA of Triticum aestivum (bread wheat), 1347 nucleotides long. RefSeq lists its product as uncharacterized. Lineage: Eukaryota; Viridiplantae; Streptophyta; Magnoliopsida; Poales; Poaceae. The record is from RefSeq and is a predicted model, not a curated record. The transcript has 4 exons. The coding region runs from base 1 to 1347 and encodes 448 amino acids. Gene Ontology annotation, molecular function: RNA-DNA hybrid ribonuclease activity; nucleic acid binding.
AUGGCCAAGGUUUGGAGGUUACCUAGUAUUGAUAAUCUGAUAAACAGUGGGGAGGAGUGGCUGCUUAUUGCCUUAUCUUCAUUAAGUGAUAUUGAGCGAUGCAUGAUGCUUAUGACCUUUUGGCGGAGCUGGUUUGUCCGAAAUCAGAUUACACAUCAAAAACCAGCUCCACCACUUGAAGUUUCGGUUCGGUUCCUGCAAAGCUACCUGGAGUCGCUGGUGGCGAUCAAACUGAAUUCCAACAUGGACCCGAUCAAGGGCAAAGAUGCUCUGGAAGCGGAGUUAUGUGCAUGCAUGGAGGGGCUUUCGAUUUCUAUUCAGAGGUCAAAUCUUCCUAUUGUUGUUGAGAUGGAUUUGUCGGAGGUGGUGGCCAUGAUCAACUGUGUUGGCAAGGAUCGAUCGGUCUAUACUGCUCUUAUUGAUGAGAUAAGAUAUCUUCCGCCACCUCCUGCCCGCGUGCAGUCCCGCUCCGUCCUCGCCUCGCGGCUCCCCUCCCAUAACCCUACCCCCUCCUCUCCUCUGCGCCGCCGCUGUCGUCGCCAGUCCUCCUCCCCUCACACCGCGCCCGCACGGCCCUCGAGGCGCUGCGCCAGAUCCAAUCCGACCACGCCGCCGUGCGACGCGGCGGCGAGUGGGCGCCCGCCCUCCCCGUCCGUGAGCUCGUCCCCGGGGACGUCAUGCAGUGAGUGGGCGAGAGCAGGUGAAGUGAAGGCUCGAAGUAGGCAAGCGGUCGUGACUCGAUGGGGUGCGAGGCGGAGGCGGAGGAGCACGUCUCCGGUCUCCCCGAUUCCGUUCCGGUGGUGGCGUGAGGGGACCCGCCGACUGGCCGAGCGGGGCAGCAGGCGACGACGACGACCAAGGGAGAAGCCGAGCGGGGCAACAUGCAAUGACGAAGACCAAGGGAGAAGGGGAACGGCGCUGCGGCAUCCGGAAGGCACCCCCGUCAAGCUAGCGCACCACAUCGCGCUCCAGUGGAUGGGAGGAGCCAGGUGCCGUCGAGGGGAGGAGCCAGGCGGAGCGCGCCUUCUCCACUGGUUGCGCUCUGGGCGACACCAACAGCUCGCUCCAUUGGCUCGAUACGGCGCUCCUGCAGUAGAUCAACGAGGAGGGCGCCACCACCAUCGUUAUCAAGCCGGCCCGCAUCCACGCGCUGCACCAGGCUUUUUCUUCGCCUCUACUUCCAGCAACCACACCGGCCACAGGUGUGUUGUUCGUAUACUGGUUACUGAGAAUGGAUUGACGGGGGGGGGGGGGGGGGUCUUAUUCUGGCCAACGUCCUUCGGUCAGCCACAUCCCAGGUAUGCCAUCCCUCUUGCUUUGGAUAGACCUUAUAAUUUUGUUGCAUGA